This is a messenger RNA of Vitis riparia (riverbank grape), 2060 nucleotides long. Its product is annotated as light-inducible protein CPRF2-like. NCBI's taxonomy places the organism in Eukaryota, Viridiplantae, Streptophyta, Magnoliopsida, Vitales, Vitaceae. Gene Ontology annotation, biological process: regulation of DNA-templated transcription. The record is from RefSeq and is a predicted model, not a curated record. The transcript is spliced from 6 exons. The coding region runs from base 44 to 1036 and encodes 330 amino acids. Gene Ontology annotation, molecular function: DNA-binding transcription factor activity.
GGAGAAAGUGGAGAGAGAAAGCAGAGAGAGAGAGAAAGAGAGAAUGGAGUCUGUGUUUUCGUCGGACGAUCUGGAAGCGAUGUGGACGGCGGUGACUGCGGGGUCGUCGGCGGGAAUGAGUAGGAUAUCAUCGGAGUGGAUGUUGGAGAAGUUUCUUCUAGAAGCUUCUUCUUCUUCUCCUGCUUCUUCUACUUCUUGCCCGGUAUCUGCGGUGUCUCAGUGUCCGGCCCCCUAUGCUGACGUCACAGCGCCUUAUGCCGCCGCCGCCGCCGCCGCCGCCGCUCAAUCAUCGUCGUCGAAGUCGAGGCCGCGAGGUGAAGACGAUGAAGUCGUGGAGAUCAAGGUUCGUUCUCCGCCGUUGGAUCAGCCUCCGGAGAAUCCCGUUGAUCAUCAGGCGUUUCUCAGAAAACGUCUCGAUCUGGCGUGCGCUGCUGUUGCUCUCUCUCGGGAAUCUGGCGUAAAGCCUCAGGAAUCUGCUGUAAAGCCUCAGGAAUCUGCAUUUUCAAUGCAAACUCAAUCAAAGCCUUCUCAACUGGGGUCUCAAGCUGUUGCCACUGUAGACCCUGGACAUGUAUUCCCCAUCACACAAGAUAAGGUUGAAGGUGGGUCACUUGGCGUUCCAGCCUCAGCUACCUCUCAGAAUAAACCAGGGGCGCAGGUUAUAACAACAACCAGUGGAUCAUCAAGAGAACUAUCGGAUGAUGAUGAGCUUGAAGGAGAAACUGACACCACUGAUAAUAUGGAUCCUGCUGAUGAAAAGCGUGCUAGGAGGAUGCUAUCUAAUCGAGAGUCAGCUAGACGCUCCAGAAGAAGAAAGCAAGAACAUUUGAGUGAACUUGAAACACAGGUUUCACAAUUAGGGGUUGAAAACUCUUCAUUAUUGAAGCGUCUCACAGACGUUAAUCAAAAGUUCAAUGAAGCUGCUGUUGACAACAGAGUUUUAAAAGCUGAUGUUGAGACAUUGAGAACAAAGGUGAAGGAGAUGAUAUUUGAUCACAAAGCAAGCGAAGUCCAAUUUUCUAUAUUAGAAAUGUAAAAACACAUGUACAUGUUCGAAUUCUCGACGGAAGUUGAAUUCAUCCAUGGAGUCCAUCAGUCAUGAAAAAUGAUUUUACAAGAUGGAAAAAUAUCAUUUCGUGAAAUCUUAAAAAUUGAUCCUAGUCAUGCAAUGAAUGAUUUCAUUUCUAAUGCCAUGAAGAAUGAAAUUGAGUCAUUUGAAAUUUUUUUAGGGGGCAUCUGGCUAAUGGUUAGAUAGUUGCUUUGCUUUUGAUAAGUAUGCUAGGUGAGCCUUGGUUCUAAAGGUGUAGAAGUACCUGAGAUCUUGCAUUCUAUAGGUGAAGAAAUUGAGUCUUUUAAAAUUUAUUUAGUGAGCACCUGGUUAACAGAUUGUUAGAUAGCUACUUUAGUUUGUGAGGGUCUCAUUUUUGAUAACUAUGCUAUCCUUCAUAGUUUGUGAGGGCCUUGGUUCUUUGUGGUGGUUUGUGUGUAUUAGAUUCUUCUUUUUCUUCUUUUGGUUGCUUGUGCUCUUGAUUUGAGAUGACCCUUGGUGCUUAGGAGGGGAUUUUAACAUAGUCAGUUUCUAGGAAAAAGUGUCUAUCUCUAAAAUGAGACGAUUUUUAGAGAUCAUAAAAGAGUUGAACUUGAGGGAUCUUCCAUUAGCUUAAGGGCCAUUCACUUGGAGUGAAUUCUUAGUCUACUUCGAGGUUACAUCGGUUCCUAGUGUUAGAUGAUUGGGAUGAGACUUUUUUUGGCCUAGCUCAAAGUAUCUUACCUAAACCGAUCUUAGAUCACUACCCCAUUGUUCUAAAUGGAGGUGGGAUGAGAAACAACAAAAUUCCUUCUCAUUUGGAAAAUAUGUGGCUUAGAGUGGAAGGUUUCAAAGAUCCAACGAGGAGUUCGUGGUUGGGUUAUAACGUGAGUGGCUCUUAUAGUCAUAUGUUGGCAACAAAGCUAAAGGCCCUUAAACAAGAUCUAAAAAAGUGGAAUACUAAGUGUCUGUUUGGAUACACUUCUUGUUUUUUGUUUUUAAAAUCAUAAAACAAUUGUAAUUUUUAUAUAAA